GAACGUUUUAAGUAUUUAAUUUUAAAAUAGUCUCAAAAUAAUUUAAGCAAAUGAAUCAAUACUUUUAUGAAGAUCAAGUUUUUACUAUUGAUAAGAAAGGAAGUGUAAAAUUUGGAUUAGUUGUUGAGAAUGAGGUUCCAAGUGAUGGAGAAUAUGAAAAUCAUACAGAAACUGAAAAAUUUCUACGAAAAGGAGAGCUAAGGGUUGUGUGGUAUCCAGAGGGAAAAGACGAAAUCAUUUUGGAAAGAAAUGUUGGAUUAGCAGAUAGAACUUUAAUGCCGGGAGAUGUUGUACGGCGAAUGACAGAGAGUGACACUCAAAGAGGCUAUUGUCGUGAAAUACGAGUAAAAGCUGAUCUGAAAAUUUUAGGAAAUUCUAGAUAUAUUAUUAAAGAUGUUUUAUCUGAGAGGCUUGUGCCACUUGUUUCAAUUCCAAGAGACAAUGCUGUAUGCUUAAAUGGUUGGGUUGGAAGCACAAAAAAUAUAGAUGAAAAGCUAACAUUAAGAUCAACUUGCGGUUCAGUAUUAGAGCUCCGCCCAGACAUUGAUUAUUUUCCAUUUAAAGAUAAAAACAAUCGAUCGGUAUUUUCUAGCAAUUUGUUUUACGUUGGACAGCAGCUAAUAGGUCCAGUAUAUGAACUUGAUAAUGCAAAGUGGAUAAUUCAAACACCGGAUAUGAGGACAAGUCGAAAGCAUAAAGCUGAACGUAAGUUUACAGUUCAGUCUGUAGAAGUCGACGGUGUUUAUGUUCAUUGGCAAUGUAAGGCUUCAUGUGAAGAGAAUUCUAGCUCAGGUGAAUCAGGCAUUCCAAAAAGCUACAUCACAGGCGAGGAUCUAAAGAAAAUGAAAAGACUUAAUUUAUUUGAAAGUUGCAUGUUACAAAUCAACGAUAAAAAUUAUCUCAAUGUUGCUGAAAGCGACGUCAUAGUUAGGAAAUCGCAAUGGAAAAAGGAGCAAAGCAAUAAAUAUCGAAUUUUAAGUAGUAGAACAAAUCAAAAUUUAGAAAACUCUGAGGCUUCAAACAAUACUUACGAACAAUAUGAUACCGAAAAAUUUAAAUUAACUGAAUGUGAGAAGCAAAGUGUUAACGUACAAAAUAAAUUAAAUGAAUGUGAUCGAACAAAAUUAUGUCCACAAUCGAAAAAGUUUCUCGAAAGUGAUGAGUGGCAGACAGAAGAAGAAGAGGAUGAAGAAGUACUCUCUGAUAGUGGAACAACGGCAUCAUCUUGUUCAAGUAAUCCUACACCAAAAGGAUCUCCAAAGAAAUCACCACUUCUUUCGCACAAAAUUAGAAAAUUAAAAAAACAUAAGCAAAGAGAUCCAAAAGAAAGACAAAUUCCGCAGAUUGGUGAUCGUGUGGUGACAGAAGUUUUGGUGGUUUAUAGUUGGGCUACGGUUGUUUGGCAAGAUGGCUCAAUUGAGAAAGAUAUUCCAUCAACAGAAUUAUGUCCAAUACAUCAUUUGGAUGAUCAUGAAUUUUUUCCUGCUGAUUUUGUUUUAGCAGCUAACGAUUCAGCAAAUUUUAAUCCAUCCUAUCGCGAUUAUGGUGUUAUUCAAAAAGUUGAUCAUUUAGGACGAAUCGCUAAAGUUAAAUGGUUUAGUACUUAUACAAACAUAGAUGAACCAACGCCAAUUUAUAAAGGUGAAUCUGAGGUUAGUGUUUAUGAUCUCAAAGAUCAUCCUGAUUUUCAAUACCGUCCUGGAACGAUUGUAAUACGUGUGGCAAAUUUUCCGAGUGAUCAGCAAUGUGCUACAGCUGGACAAGUUGUCGAUAACUAUCCAGAGGGCAGAGUAAAAGUCUGGUGGGUUGAUGGUACAGUAUCGAUGUGCUGGCCUCAAGACUUAUUUGAAGUAGGACAAUAUGAUUCAGAAAAUAAUUUUUGGGGAAAUGGUGGAGAUUCUGAUGAUGAAAGUUGGCAAACUGAGGAUGAAUUUAGUGAACCUGGCGGUAUGCCACAACAACAGCAUUUAACAGCUAAUUUAGAACGAGCACGAAAGGCAAUGGCAAGGUUAGAAGAACUUUUUAUAAUCAAUCCUAAUUUGCAAUCACAGGAAGUGAUGAAAAAACUUUUAAUGGUCUAUAAAAAGUGUCGUUACCUCGAUCGAUUAAUGAAUACUUCAUUUUUUCACGAAUCGAAUUUUAUGGGAUUAGUAGAAAGAGUUAGAAAAGGAGGCUCACAAACAACUGCUGAAAGAGUGCUUGAGAAAAAGAAUCGUUUAUUCAAUGAGACACCAUUAAGUGGAAAUAUAGCGCAAAGUUCUGUAGAAAAUACAUCAAACACUGGAAAGACUUUAACAAAGAAAAUUUCACUUUUAGAGGCUACAAAAUCCUCGUCAUCAAAUUCAAAUAGUCAUGAAGAUAAUAGCAGCUACUGCAGUUUUGAAAGCACCAAAUCAUGUUUCCAGCCCUCAACACGACAAGCUAGCCAAGAAUCACCAACAAAAAAGCAAAAUCUUUUAGUUGUUGCCUCGGAAGCAUGGAAACAACAAGGAAAGUUUCAUUCAACAUCAUCAGAUAUAUCUAGUAUUACUGAUGAUAAUCUUAAAUUAUCUUCAUGCUCAUCACCAUCAUCUGCUUAUAAAACACCAUCACCAAAGAAAGGUGAGGAGAUUGAAAAGAACAGUACUGAUUCUGGUAUUCUAAUUACAUUAGAUAAUGGCUCAUUGGAAAGCUCUAAACAAAUUAUUGAAGCACCGGAAUCAAAUUCCAGUAGUUUUGUUAUAACUGUGUGCGCUAAGUUAUGCUCGCUUAUUAAAAUUCAAUUAGUGAAAGCCUUGCAGGAAAUAAAUAAUCGCUAUUGUCCUAGUGACACAUUUAAAGAAAUUGUUGAGCUAGAAAUGGAUUCCAAAGUUAUUGCAAAAAUUGAUAGUGAAUUUGAGGAAGAAGAAAUAUCUUCUCCUGAUGAAGUUAAAUCGUUUAAUUUAACUGAUUGUGCUGCAAUGACGAAAAAAGAAGAAUACAAAAACAAAACAAAGAUAGAAGGUGAAAAAUCGUGUAUCGAUAACUUUCAAGUUAUUGAUCAUGUACCGAGUACGCACAAGUAUCAUUUGACUGUAUUCCAUCCAACAAAUCCUCACUCAUUUUAUAAAGCUGUUCAAAAAGAGCACAAACUACUUAAAAAUUCAUUACCUAGUGGUGUUUGGACUAUUACGUUUGAAGACCGUCUUGAUUUGUUGAGCGUUCUUAUUCAAGGACCGACUAAAACACCUUAUGAAGAUGGACUAUUUGCCUUUGACAUUCAAUUAGGACAUGAUUACCCAAAGUCUCCACCAUUGUGCCAUUACAUUAGUUAUUGUCGAGAUCGAUUAAAUCCGAAUCUUUAUGAAGAUGGAAAAGUUUGUGUAUCACUUCUAGGUACAUGGUCGGGUCGUGGAACAGAAAUUUGGUGUCCAAAUAGCAGCACAUUACUGCAAGUGAUUGUUUCAUUACAAGGACUUAUUUUAGUAGAUGAACCAUAUUACAAUGAAGCUGGUUACGAAAAACAGAGAGGUACUCAACAAGGUAAAGAGAACUCUCGAAUGUACAAUGAAAUGGUAGUCCUUAAAUUAGUUCAAUCAAUGACGAAAUUAAUAUCAUCACCACCCGAAGUAUUUGGUGAUAUUAUACAAGAACAUUUUCGUAGAAACGGUGAAAAUUUUUACUAUCGAAUCAAAUCAUGGAUGGAGUUGAGUGGGAAUAACUCUAAUGAUGCUUGCAAAUCUUCAACCAGUGAAGGAAAGUGUAGCGCUAUUUCUAAACCAGAAUUUCCUCUUAUUCCGGCCUCAAAGGGAUUCUGCUUAACAUUAGUUACAGUUCUAGAUGGAUUUUAUCAAAAACUUCAUGAAAUUAAGGCAGUUUCAUAAUUUUUAAUUUAGCAAAUUGUUACCUUUUUUGGCUAAAAUAAUGUUUAAUGCACAAAAAAUUACUACUAUAAUAAGAUUUGUAAUUUGGCG
Chironomus riparius is the source of this 3932-nucleotide messenger RNA. NCBI's taxonomy places the organism in Eukaryota, Metazoa, Arthropoda, Insecta, Diptera, Chironomidae. The record is from the annotation of a GenBank genome assembly.